Molecule: messenger RNA, 5712 nt
Organism: Cyprinodon variegatus (sheepshead minnow)
Lineage: Eukaryota; Metazoa; Chordata; Actinopteri; Cyprinodontiformes; Cyprinodontidae
Exons: 4
Coding region: 113-5032 (1639 amino acids)
Source: RefSeq, a predicted model, not a curated record
CACAGCAUUAAUCUAUGCUCGAAUCAAUCCGCCUAGCCGUUAGCCAAUCAGAGCGCGUCCUUCAGGUACGCCCUCCCACUUCAGAAGCGGAGAGAGAUGAACAACAACAAACAUGGCGUCUCCCAUGGAGCAGAGUGUUCCCGUUGGAUCAGACAGAAAACGCAAGAAAAAUGUGGAUUAUAAAUGCAUCACACACAUAUCAUCGGUAGACAAAGAACGGACACAGCCACUAACAGUUGUUCGUUGGAAGAAGCUGGUUGUAUGUGCCCGUAAGUGGCUAGAAAUUGACGGAAUCGACCGCACGUUGGCGGAGGCUGUAUGUGUACACGAUGAGUCCGCCAGAAAUAACAAUGACGAUUCCACGUCAGCCCUGGCUUGUCCAGACGAAAAUCUUUCUAGAUUCUUGGAGGUAAACAAACUUGGUUUUCAUCCAACUUGUUAUAGGCGUUUCAUUGAUAAGAAACGAAUUGCCAGUGCUGAAAAACUAGCAGUAAAACGGGGAGCAUGUGGUGGUGACAACAAUGGUUCUGAUUCUGAUCACGAGUCUUCCACAACCACGUCCACGACUAGCCGGCCACCAUCUCCAAAACGGUUGAGAUCCACGACUAAAUCAUCGAGCUCUGGCAAUGUACUUCCUGCUGUCUGUAUAAUUUGCAAGAGGGCUGACCGCUUUGUGAAAGAAGGACACAAGACAAAGAAAGAUAAAUUGGUCCAAGCAGAAACUAUAAAUGCUGGGAGUUUGGUUAAAGCAGCUGAACUGAAAAUGGACGAAUCCAUCCUCAAGGAUGUACGUGGAAAAGAUUGUGUCGCAAUUGAAGUGCGGUACCACAAACGGUGCUACAAAGAAUAUACAAGAUUUCUGGGGGCUACAACAAGUGAUGAAAGGAUGCCAAAAGCCUGGGAGUAUGCCACUGUGUACACAGAAUUUUGUGACAAAAUAAUUUGGGGACAGUUGAUUAAAAAACAGGAAAUCUUCAGGAUGAAAAAGCUCUCUACCCUGUUCCAGAAAAUGAUACGAGAACACCAUGGUCAUGGAAGUUACAGAUCAGAUCUUCUGAAGAAAAGACUGAGGCAAGACUUUCCCCAACUAAAUUUCUACAAGCCUCCGAGGAAAAACCUAAGUGAAAUGGUUUUUACAGAAGCUACAGGACUUCUCAACAAGGGUACAUCUACUGAAACUGAGUCAUCAGGAUCGCAAGAGACUUUGUCGAGUGGUGGAGAGACAGUUCAGGAAAGUGGUACAUAUGCAGCACAACAAGACCGUACCAGAAUCAUUUAUAGUGCAGGUAUAAUUCUUAAACAAGCAGUUAAGAGUGCCCCUAACAUGAGUGCCAAUUGGCCUCCUACAUCUGAGGAUCUAAAUAUUUCCUCAGCUAGAAAGAUUGUGCCAAUUGAACUGUAUAAUUCACUUGCUUGGUGCAUAGGUGUAAGUGAUGAGUUGACAUUAUCUAACAUGGUAAAUGUAUCGGAGGAGGUUGAUCUUCGUUUAUUGUCAAUCUGCCAAGAUAUUAUUUAUUUAUCCUCAAAAGGUAGAAAUCAAACCCCAAAAUCUCUAACACUUGGUUUAACUCUGCGCCACUUGACAGGGUCAUUUCAGGUUGUAAACCUGGUAAGUAAACUUGGUCACUGUGCCUCUUGGGAAUCUGUAGUAGGUUUGGAGACGAGUCUUGCUCAGCUUCAGUUGUCCAGAGGUUUGGAUCUCCCACAAGGGUUUGCCAGUAAUAACUUUACUGUUCUAGUGUGGGACAAUAUAGAUUUUGGAGAGGAAACAUCAUCGGGGAAGGGUACCACCCAUCACACUAAUGGAAUCAUGAUUCAGAGAAAGUAUUCUGAGACUCUAAUUCCCCAGGCUCAAGUGGAGGUAAAAAAAGGUGUAAGGUCCUUAAAGCCCCAGGAAUUGGUCCUUGAAGUAUAUCGUCGUAGACCAAGGCAAGGUCCAGGCAGUGUGACUGAUAAGUCGAAGGAUUCUGAAGAUAUUCAUGUGGAAAACCUUAGGUUGUCCAAAUCGUUAGACUUUGCUUACAUUUUGUCAAAGUUCACUACCUGUGCUUUGGGCAUUAUUCCAGGUUGGACAGGGUUUAAUAUAGCCUUGACCAAAGGUCAGACUUGUGAAAAAUCUGUGAUCUAUUACCUUCCAGUUAUCGAAGCCUCUCCAACAGAAAUGACAACAGUCAAUACAAUUCUAAAGAGAAGUAUUGAGAGAGCGGACCAGUUACAACUUCCCCACAUUGUUCUUGUCUUUGACUUAGCAAUAUAUGCAAAGGCACAAGAGAUACGCUGGCUUGACGAUGAUAUCCAGAAAAGGGUUGUGAUCCGUCUUGGUGAGUUUCAUACAUGCAUGUCUUUCUUAGGAAUGAUCGGGAAACGGUUUGGUGAUGCAGGGCUAUCUGAUUUGUUAGUAGAAGCAGACAUUGUUGCAAAAGGUUCGGUGAAUGGAGUAAUUUCAGGCCAUCACUAUAACCGUAGUAUUAGAGCUCACAAGCUUCUAUAUGAGGCAUUACAGCGCCUGCGAUUUGCUAACUUUGUCGCCUCAUUACCUGAUGAAGAAUCAGAAAGGAUAAAUCAAGUCAUGGAAACUUUGAAAACAUCAUAUCAUUUGUCGCCUAUGUCGGUUUUUGAUCUCAUCCAGGCUGAAGAUUUCCAAGAUAUCAUGAGUUGUUAUCAGAAGUAUGUUGAUACUAAGAGUGAAUCUAGUCCUACAUUUGCACUUUGGAGUUCUUAUCUAGAUAUUGUCCAGGUAUUACUUAGCUUUAUCAGAGCAACCAGAGAGUCCAAUUGGAAUUUGCAUAUUUCCACUCUAAAGUAUAUGCUUCCAUGGUAUUUUGCAUAUGACCACAUAAACUAUGCCAGGUAUCUUCCAGUUUAUUGGCUUGAAAUGAUGAACUUGUCAGACACCCACCCUGCAUGCUAUGAAGAAAUCUCUGAGAAAAGAAAUUGGACUGUUCAACGCCAAGAUGCAUAUGGAUUUUCAUCCAUUGCAUGUGAUCAGGCUAUCGAACAGACAUGCAACCGUGACACCAAAACUAGUGGUGGGCUGAAAGGUAUCACACUGAAUAGAGGAGCAACUCAGAGAUGGGUUCUUGCACAACCCCAUCGUGCUGCCAUAACACGACAGUGUGAAUCAAUGGCCGGUCUCAGUCACGAGACAAGGAGCUCCAAAGAACUUGACCUGUCUCGGAUGAAAAAGAAUGAGAGUGACAUCAGAUCUAUAAUAGAUUCUGUUGACAGCAUGAUCAACCCAUUCGAGUACCAAGGAAUGGAUCUUGUGUGUCUGAGUUCAGGGGCAGUUGCUACAGAGGAAAUAAAGACAGACCUCCUUGCAGCAAAACUUAAGGGUGAGAUGGCUGUUGAUCAGUAUAUCUCGGAGCGCUUGGUCACAAACAAAACAGAUGUGUUCAGACCUCUGAAAAUGAUGAAGCUGAAGACCUUCAAAGACCUCCAGAAAAAGCCAUCCAAAAAGUCAUCUAAAGACUCUGAUGUGAAGAAUGAUCGAAACAUAUUUGCUAGGCUACUUAUUAUUGGUCAAAAUAGCAAGGUAGAUCUACAUGAAAUCCUGUCUUAUUCUCUUGGGCCAGUUUCAUAUCCUCUUGCAGCUGAUGAUGGCACAAAACUUGCCAAGACUAACAAAGCAGCUCUUCUAAAUUUUAUAGAAGAAAAGGUGACAGACUGUCUAUUUGAUGGAAAGCCAGAUGAUGCAGCACUGAUGAUUGAUGGAAUGGCAGUUUUGCAGUCUGUUAGCUCUGUUCCGAGCACAUUUGGUGAGCUAGCUGAUAGAAUACUCCAGGUUGUCAUUAGCCUUGCUUGUAAGUAUAGCUGCAGGCGAGUUGACUUUGUUACUGACCGUUACCCUACUAUUAGCAUAAAAAAUAUUGAGCGAUCACGGCGAAGCUCUUCAGGGACCCAAAAAACAAGUAUAUACAGCAAAGAUCAGAAAACUCCAAAACAGUGGAAUAAAUUCUUAUCAGAUGGUGACAACAAAGAAUCCCUAGUGGAGUUUCUUUUCUCUGUAUGGAAGGAUGCUGAUCUCAGUUCGCUAAAGCAGGACAUUGCCAUUUUUGUGGCUCAUGGAAAGGAUUGCCAUCUGUUGAGGUAUGUUGGUGGUAAAGUUAAUCUGUCUGUUGUACCGGAGCUGACUUUAUGUGACCACGAGGAAGCAGACACCAGGCUUUUACUACAUGCUAAUCAUGCUGCUAAGACGUUUAGCUCUGUCAUUAUCAGAAGUCCUGAUACAGAUGUUGCAGUUAUCGCUAUUUCUCUGAAGUCUUGUUUGCCUGCUCACUUGAAUCUGUUCUUCUUAACCGGUACGCAACAGCAUACGCGUAUGAUUGAUAUCGGCAGAGUUGCUUCUUUUCUAGGUGUUAAGAUAAGUGAAGCAUUAAUUGGGCUCCAUGUUUUUACAGGCUGUGAUUCAGUCAGUGCUUUCUUUGGCAAGGGAAAGAAAAAGGCUUUGGAAUUACUGAUGAAAGAAGAGAGAUUCUGUGAUGCUUUUAUCAAACUAGGUCAUAGUUUUGAUUUGGAAGACAGAUGUAGUUCUGAACUGGAAAGGUUUGUUUGCCAUUUAUAUGGUCAGCAGGUGUCAAAUGUGAAUGAAGCACGGUACAACCUAUUUUGCGUGUCUUCUCCUUCAGAGAAGCUUUUGCCUCCUACAAAAGAUGCCCUCUACCAGCACAGCUUGCGAGCCAAUUAUCAAGCAGCUAUUCACCGGAGAUCGCUUGAGCAACAGAUCUGCGCUCCUUCUCCUGAGAGUCAUGGCUGGAUUUUAGAAGGUUGGGCAUUGUCUAUAAAGUGGAUGACUAUCGCUGCGGCCCCAGAUGUGGUUCUUAAAACAUCUCGCUGUUCUUGUAAAGUCGGAAAAUGUUCUCAGGGUAAAUGCUCCUGUUUAAAAGCAAAAGUCUCUUGUUUCUUUUCCUGCAAAUGUGUGGACUGUGAGAACCGUAAUGCUACACCUGAUGAAUUGUCUCUCCAGACAUCGGAGAGCAUUGAUGAAAUGCCAGACUCUGAAUCAGAUGAAAGUGAUUUUGAUUAUUCAUAAUUUCUUUGUGUUUUCUAUUGUAAUUCUGAAGUCGUAGCAACCUGAAGUGAUCCUAAAAAGUUUAACAUCUCAUUGUUUAAAAACAGAAAUGUCUUUGUGCCUAGUUUUCAUUGUUCAAAUUUUAGCUGUGUUUCAGUUGUUUCCUAAAAUUUUGCUUUCAAUAUUGUAACUGGUCUGCUAGGUGAUAAAAUUAACACCACUUUUCAUAGUUAUUAGUUAACCAGACACAAAAGGAUAUCUUGCUAUUAGAGUUUUUCAAUUGAAAAUUCAAAGAAUUGCAGUUUUCAUGUGCAAUAAAGAUAUAUUUUGGGAGAUGUGAAAUUGUUAAAAAGUGUGUUUUUUCAUUUAGAAUAACUGAUUACAUAAAGCACGCAGAACAUUGCCGCUUUAUAAGCUCUGAGUAAGUAUGAAUGUCUGUGGGAAUCAAAAUUCUGAGUCCGAUCGCCUUAAUAAUAAAAAAGUUACAAGGGUUUGAAAAUGCUAGAAGACCCAAAUUUGUCACUUUUUCGGGUAAACUGCCACCUUUGGCACCCAUUUUCUCAAAUACUGGCAGGAAUCCUAUGGAGAACUUUUUUUCCCAGCUCGAGUACAUAUUUAAGAUUAGAAAACUGCUUUCGAAAAGUAGUCCCCAGGUUAGUGGAGCGAAAUCCUAUUUCUAGCCUCAUUUUGAGCUUCAGCCU